This is a messenger RNA of Cinara cedri, 42032 nucleotides long. The record is from the annotation of a GenBank genome assembly. NCBI's taxonomy places the organism in Eukaryota, Metazoa, Arthropoda, Insecta, Hemiptera, Aphididae.
GUAAGAUGUAUAAUACUGUAGACUAUAGUUAAUUACUGCGGCCCGUGAUAAAAGAAUCGCUCCACAUAAAUUAUUAUAUUAUAUGGACACAUGAAUUCAUGUUGCUCAACAGUAUUAUAAUAAUUAUAAUAAUAAUAAUAAUAACAAUAAUGAUUUAGACGGCCGAAGAGACUUGAGCGAUCGGCGCGUCGGAGCGUCGACGGCGGCAAUAACGGCGGAGGUGUCCGGUACGUGGCAGCACUGUGCUAAUUAUUGUACACACAUAUUAUAAACGUAGUAGUCCCUCGCUCUCGCGGGCAACGGUAUACGAAAAUCCACUGGCGCAGUCGGUAUUCGUCGUCCGGUGUGUAAUACUUUCUCGUCGUAUACGCCGUCGUCGUCGUCGCUACGUCCUAAAAUCGAGAGAAAAAAAAAAAAAAAACGGUAUACCAGAUAUUCUCUGAAUAUUAUUAUUUUAUUAGUGGGUACCACCGCGGAGCCGCCGGCCCGAACUGGUCCGAAAAUUCUGUACCUACUCGAUACGCAACAAUAUACUACCUACACCUACGGUUUUUUUUUUUUUUUAUUUAUUUAUUUCACUAAUAGCGAGUGAGACGAGUAGCGCAGAGUGUGCGACCGCGUUUUUUUUUUGUUUUGUACUACUGUUAAUAUUGGAAUUUGUUUUUUUUUUUUUAUUUUCGUUUCGAAAUAAUAUUGUCAUCGUGUCCAGUAACAACCCGCUACAACACCUUGUUAUUGAAAUUAUGUCGCCGUUUUAGAAGACCGUAUCAUUUUUUUUUUUUUAUUAUUUCCUCCCCGUCGGAGAAUAAAAUCACAACAAAAUCGGAAGGAAGAAAAACCGACGUGCCCGAUCGCCGAUUCAUGCGCGGCGAUAAUUUUGGACGCGAAAUAAGUGGCUCGCACGUGAGUAUAAAUCAGAAAAAAAAUUAGAAAUUAAUAAAUCAUAUUUUAUACAAUUUACUAUUAUAUAUUGACACACGCGCACAAACACGCGAAUAUCGCUUUCACUCAAACGUACGUACUUCUGUAUCCUUAGUCAUAUAUACCCUAGUGCGAGUACACGAGAGACCGUUGCAUAGUAAAUACAAUUUUUUUUUUUUUUAUUUGCAAAGUUCCGGGAACGGAGGUGAAAUCUUUUUGGAUCCGGAAACGUUUAGGUUCUCUGUACGGUAAUAUUAUCAAUGUAGGUAUAUACCAAUGCUCAUACUUGGUCUUUGCGGUCUCGCAGGACGAUAUAUAGCGAACUGCAGACGUAUAAAUUUAGACAAUCGAAAUUCUUACAAAAGCGCGUUCGCUAUUAAUAAUGCGUUUUUAUAAUAUAUUCAGAUCACACUACCUAUACCGAUUACCACGUAUGUGGUGUCCCAUUUAUUUUUACCGCGAGUUCAAUCCGCGCUUCCCCGCGCAGUGUGUUAUUUUUUAAGGCCGAAUUUUUUUUUUCUACGUUAUAUACCCACUCCGAUCCGAUCGCGGAAGCGCAUUAACGGAUCGCCUAUAAUUCAUUGUUGUACUUUCUACUAUCCGAUUUGGGGACCAUAGUUUUAUAGAAAAAAAAAAAAAUAUAUAUAUAUAUAUAUAUAAUAUAAUAUAGUGCGACCGCAUAAGAUUUCCGAGGAGAGACAUUGAAUCGACACUAUGAUUGGUACACCCUCAAAAUAUCCCGCGGUUCUGUAUGGAAUAUUCCGCAUGCGAAACGUCCCGGAGUUCAAAACUUCCGGGCGUCUCAUAAAAUAAACCGUUACAAAUUAAAUCGAUCGUUCAAAUAUAUUAUAUAAUAAUAAAAACUUCAAUACAUUUUACAUUAAUCGGUUUUAAUCGUAACGAUUUAUUUCAUAACAUAAACUGCGACAAUCAUAUUAUUUUAUUGGCAUUUUUUUCAAUAUUUAUGGGAAUAAAACGCAGACACAUGUGUGUACUCUAUUAUUUUAAUUACGUAUUAAUAUUUUUUAAUUUCAUAGUUUAUAAAGUGUUUUUUUUUUAAUGUUUUACUGAUGUCCGUUUCUUUUUUCUGAGAACCCGGGAUGCCAACGUAAUCGGGAUCAAAAUUAUAUAAUAUACACAAAAGUCCAAUCGAACCGACAACCACGAGUAGAAGGAUUUUUUUUUAAUAAAAUAAUAAAGUAAAUACAACAUUAUUUAAAUGGGUUAAUACUCGUAAAUAAAUAUAUACAUUUUGUACAUAUUUAUUUAAUUGAUUUUUUUUUGACCAAUUUUUAAUUAUUUCAAUAUCGAAACACGCCGUAUAGGGUCAUCGUAUUUUACUUCAACGUGCAGUCGAUACGCCAACACGUCGUUACCGCAGGAGUCGUCUUCGUGCGCGUCCUACACACCACAAUAGAAUAUAAUAAUUAAUAUAAAUAAUAUCACAGAAUAGUACACUGUAUGCAUCACCUAUCCAUUGUUGUUGAAAUCGAUAAUAAUAGAUUAUUGUAAAUUGUUACGCCGGUACGGCCAAGUUUCAAUCGAAAAAAUACGCGAAUUAGCUGCGGGUAUAACGUUCGGAGUAUGAUAUAAAUCAUAGUCAAAUUAUCUCCGAAUAUAACGCGAACACCCGAUAUAUUAUACUUGGAAAAAAUAACGGUUAGGUUAGGUUAAGUCAAAACAAUUGAAUUAUCAUUGUACACGCCGACGUUUCGGACAAUAAAAUUACGAGUAAGUGUAGGGGUACUUACGUAUUAUAUUCUAAACUGUGAGAACUUUAUCGUCGUAAUGUACCGCGAUUUAUUACACGCAUUAGUCGAUGAUUACUUACCGUUAAAAAAUACACAUUUUUCUGAAUGUUCUGACCCCUAUUAAUUCUCUCGAUUACCUACCUAUAAUAAAUAAAUUAUCCGACUUAAUAAUACAACAAUGUAAUAAUUAUGUAAUUGUCAAAACUGAUACAAUCAAUUAAAAUAUCAUAUCAGUUAAAUUGUAUUAUUAUUUGUGUAGUUCAUAUUAUUGUAAUUAAUUAUAAGUAAUGCGCCAACGGAUAUAUACGUUUUACCUUGAAAACGUUCAAAUUUUACCUAUACCCUCGAUUAAUUAUUUAUACUAUACGUGGUUAGGUAUACCUGCAGACUAGCUAGUUUACUUAUUGCGAUGUAACUAAUAUAUCAAUAAUAUCGGCCGGUACUCGAAACUCAAAAUUAUAAUAAAGUAUAAAAUUGCUUCAAAAAUUGCUGUACAAAAGCACCUAUAUACCUGAACAUUAUAAAUAUAUAACCGUGUGAAACGGGGGCAUCAAUAAAAUCGGACGAAAAGAGAUUAAUCGUAUUUGGGAGGAAUAUUUUACGUAAAAUAUAUGGUCCCAAGAGAAAGGAGGAUGAUAAUAGGUAUUUAUGAACGAAGGAAAAAUUAAAAACUGAGAGCAGUGUUUAAUGAGCGAGAUAUAGUCGGAAUAACUAAUAAGCCGCGAAGCUGAGCCGGGCAAGUUUGGCGAAAAAAGUAACGUGUUUCACAUUACCUCUCCCGUGUAGUGUAAUGAAUUACAUUUUGAAAAACUCGGAGUUGAUUGCAAUACAAAUAAUAUGGAGAUACAUAAAAAAAAAAAAAAAUGCAAAUAAAUUAAUACUAACCAAUCCUAACCGGAAGUUGUUCGGGAUGAUUAUACAUUUUCGACCGAUUAUUCCCGUUUCGGUCACAUAAUACAGUGGUCCACUUCGGAUAUUUCACGUUUCGUUUAGUUCACAAAAAUAAUUUUACAAUUUUAUUUAUACAUACAUGUACAUAUAUUUCUGCAUCAAGAUCUCUGCACGCUGCUAUAACUUUUCGUCUCUCACGUUUCUGACCGCACACCUAUCGUGCGAGUGUAGGUAUAUGCUAUACAGGAUACACCUAUUAAAUAGGUACCAUACAAUAAAUUAUUAUUAUAGUGAUCGGAUGUGUGCAGCGAAAGUUGUUUUUUUUUUUCUAUCCCUCAUUCAUUGCAGCAAAGCUGGCGAUGCGGUUAACUACGAUUUCCACCCAGUGUACUAUAGGUACAUAUUGGUAUCGUAUUAUUAUAGUCACUGCGAUAUAAUAACAUUAUAUAGUGAGAGUGACCCGUCAAAAUAUAGUUUCAUGUCUAUCCGCCGAUUGGUGUUGAAUGUCGUUUCCAAGUAGGUUAAUCCCGGCAUUACUAGUCACGUAUAAUAAUGUGUAUUGUCGACAAGACAUAAGUAUAUCUGAGUAUAUCCGAAGACAAUUAAUAAUAUUAUAUACAGGUAGACAGAAGGGUACAGCGGAAAAUCAUACGUUUUCGACUGAUUAUCAAUAAAUAACAAAUAUAGGUUCAUAGGUAAUAUUUAACAUAUAACGACUGCAUUGCAAUUCCGAUGGUUUUCUCAAAACCGGUGGCGUGUUUAGAAUUUUGUCAAGGAAAGAGAUAUCAAACUUAAAAAUUGCAUCAUAUUUUGUAACGUGUGAAGACCAAAAAAACAGAUUAAUUUUUAAUUUAUAUAUAUAUGUAUUUUUAUCUAUAUAAAUACUAUGUAGUCAAAUCUGACCUAAAAUGAAAACUAAAAUCAAAUAACUAUAUUAGGUAGUAAUUAUUAUUAGCUAAUUUAGGUACCAAUAUCAAAUAUCCUUCAUACCUAUAAAGGUUCAGACAUGUAUGUGUAUGUAACAACUUGUCUACCAGAAAUCUAAAAACUAACAAAAUCAAAAAAAGACAACAGAGCUUUUUUAUAGCGAAAAAAAAUGGUAAUGAAUAACAAAUAAAGUAUAAUUCCAGAUAUAUUUCAAUAGAACAUAGCUAUAAUAUCAUUGUAUCAAUUUACUUUUUUACUUCGGCAUUUCGAUAUGAACAGAAAAGCUACGAAAAUUUUUUUGGGCAAAAUAUACAUUCUACAAACAGUGCCAUUAUUGAAUUUUUAAUGGUUCUAUACAAAGUAUAAUACGUACCAACCUGUAGUCUUAUAAUUUAGGUAUUGUAGUCUUAAAUAGUUAAUCUGGGUUGACAGUAAUGUAAACGUAGUUUUUAACGCCUAUACGAAAACACGGUAUGAUGGUUUUUUCCAUUAUAAUCGUGUCGUUUUUUUAUUUUUAUUAUUUUCACUAAUGGUGUUAAACAAAUAGUAAUAAUAUAAUGUGGACAUGUAAGUUGUUUGUAUGAUUCAAUAUAAGACUCCCUGCGUAGAAGAUCCGCAACAAUUUAAUAGAUCUACCUACCUAUUCCGGAAGAAAAAAAAAAUGCCGUCAACUGGUUGAUUCGGUCAUGUAGCGGACCACUAAGACUGGGUCAAGGUUCCGAUAGCAACAAACUGUAAUAUAUACCAUACCUAAUAAUCAUUACAUAUUAAAAAAAAAAAAAAAACUGACUAAUUUUUUCUUAACUUUUAUCAUAUAUAAUUAUUAAUUACUAUACCUAAAAGUUGAAUAGUUGUUUGCACCUUUAUUUCAACCGUAGGUAACACGUGUUGAAGUGAGAUUUCUUUACUAAAUAACAUUAUACACUCGUAGUAAUUAUUAGUUUUAAUUCCCUUGCUUCUCCUCUGGCCGAUUAAUAUAAAAUGUUUUUUUUUUUUUUAUUUUCACAAUAACUUUUAUAUUGCCUGGGUCUAUUUUUAAUAUUAUGUGUUGUCGUUAAGUCUAAACAUGUACCGAUACCUACCUAACCUUCUACCUAUAAUAAUUGACCAAUUACAUUAAAAACUAUAUUUCUUCGAUUUCGUAAUUCAACAAAUUACGAAGGUAAUUCGGUGGCAAAGGUUAGGGUGGCAACAUAUAAUUUAUUUUUAUACUUACCGGCAUUUUACCGUGAAAAGACGUAAUAUUAAAAAAUAUAUAAAAUUGGAUAAUAAUUAAAAAGAUAUUUCACACAAAAAUAAACCUUAAUAUUAUAAUUAUUUAUACUUAUUUAUAUACAGAGAACCUAGUUCAUAAAAAACUAUUCAAGUAGCACAUUUUAUUGACUCUAUAAUGGUUGUUUUACAUAUUAUUAUGGUUUAAUAGUUUGCCCCUCUUUAAAAACUUAUUUUUUAUAAGACAAAUUUUGGGUCUCUAUCAUAUUUAUAAUUUCGUGAAUAGGUUUAAAUUUAUUGAUGUAUCUCAGAAAUUUGAUUAACAAGUAUUUAAUAACAAUAUUUUUUAUUAAACAAUAUUAUAAAAUUAGCUCACCCAAGAUCCGUUCAUUAAAAUAAAUCAUAUUGUUUUAGAUUCUAAGCAGGAUAAUGAAAUGAUUAUUAUUUUGAACAAAUAUAUUAUCUCGAUAGUAUGAAAGGAAAAGUAAAUAUAAUUUAUUUUUAUUUUUCUGUAUUUGAUAAAAAAUGUGGUACUUAUUAGAUUAUUUAAACUGACCAUUUUUUAACAAUAUUUCUUAAAUUAAAAUAUAAUUUAUUAUACAUUAGGGUGAAAUGAGGUAAUUGUAAAUUUAGGCAAUCGUAAACAAAAUUAAAAUCAUAUAAAAUAACGUUAUCAUUUUUUUACAUUUUAUCACAACCGUAUGAAGGUAUAAACGUAUUUUGAUAUUAUACACUAGUUUUAAACACAAAAAUAGAACAAUUGUAAAUAUGUGCAUAAUUCACACUUGAGACUCUUAAAAUGAUUAUUUCAUAUAGCCCCAGUUACAAUUACAUAAUAUUCAAUGCGUUCAAUUUUGUUCAUUUACAAUUAAUUAAAAAAAUUAAAAAUACAUUUUCUGCAGUUUUUCAUGUGAAAUAUUAUUUUUUCAAGUACCAUUAUUGUAAGCACAAAAACAAAGAACAAAAAUAUAAAACGAAUAGUAUUCAAUUUUCUUUAUAAUUUUGUAUUAUCUAUUUACAAUUUUCCACUUCAUCUCAUGUCCUAUAAUUAUUAAAUAUUAUAAUAUAAAGGUACGCGUGAAAUAAUAAUAUUAUUUCUAACAAAAUAUGUUAUCUCAGAAAACUAAAAAAAAAACCUAAUUUAUAUGUUAUAUAAUAUAAUAAAACUAAGCGCCCCGCAGUAACUAUCCGUUUUUAUCUAUAUAAAUAUUAAUGAGAUUUUAGGGUAUAAGGGUUGUGUGCGUACCUAAAUUCCUUAUUAUCGAAUACUCAUUUAUAAUCUAAAAACGAACAAGAUAACAUAACAUAUUGGUGUAGGAAUACAGGUUGCUACUAAAGGUUAUCGUUUAUUAUACACACGUGUAUAGUAUACACGUACGUCAAUUCGCAUAGAUACCUAUAUUCAAAAAUAUAUCUUAUAACAUUGGUAACAUAAACUUUAGAAGAUCAAUAGUGAAAUAUGCAAACAGAUUUUGUUAAUAUAGACAAGAAUAAUUAUUACAGGAUUGCACAUAACUUUAAAAUACAAUUAUGCCUAGUGCCUACACAUUAUCAUUACAUUUUUUAUAGAAAUACAAUAUUAUUAUUCUUAAAAAUUGUACUUACUAAAUACUCCUUAAUAACUAUUAUAUCAUAUUUUUAUUUGUUUAUCUAACUUCUUGAUUAUAAUAUAAUGAGUAUAGUAUAAUAUAAUCAAAAAGUUAGUUAUGCAAUCGAUUUCAUCUGUUUAAUCUUAAUUUAAUUGAUUAUUUUGCAUUCUUAAAAUUUAAAUAAUCUGCGAAUAUUAAAUAAAUUUAAAACAGACUUAUUGGUUUGACCUACCUUGUAUUAUGCAUAUCACAAAAUAUUUUGUUUCAUAUUCAAAUAAAGAAAAUAAUUACGUAAUUAAUGUUCAGUUUUUCACUAAAUUAAUUUUAUAAUACAUGCAUGUACCUACGAUUUUUUGUAUUUCAAAGCACGUUUAUUUAUCAUCACACCAUCGCAAAAAGUUUUUUAAAGCAUUGAAAUUCAGCUCAUGGUGAAAUAAAGUUUGAAAUAUACAUACGUGUUAUAUUUUAUAAUUUUGCACACGAUUAUUGCCCACUGCGUUAUCUACCUCCGGGUAAAAAUAAUUGUGUGUGCCAAUUUAACGAAUUCGAAAUGUUUAAAUAAUUAAAAACGUGUUUGUGUAGCCAUGUAAGUGUUAAUUUUUUAUUUUACUUCAAUUUUUAAUUCAAAUAUAGCCUAUAAAAUAUAACUAAAUAAUAAUUAUAAAACAAAUAUUUUCAACUGCAAAUUGAUAGGCUAACCUAAUACAAAAUACUUUUGAAUUCAAAAAACCAGUCUAUUGUUUACUUACUGCGUAGUUUAAUGAUACUCUACGGAAUUUCAAUCCAACAACCCUUAUACAACAACAGCAUCGAAUGACGAUCAUUUUUUUUAUCUGUUAUUUUAUUAGGUACCUACACAUAUCCCUCUCGCCAAGAUCUUAUCGUUUGAGUUAUUGUUUUUUUUUUUUCCUAUCUUGGUAUUUUUUUCUCCAAAUCACGUAUCAUUUCAAGUUAUACGAACAAUUAAUAUUUCUUUUGAGUCAGAAGAGAAUAAUUUUCUUAUCUUUAUCUUGUUAUAAAUCCCAUCUAUACAAUUAUUGCGUUUUAAAACGAAUACGCCAGUAAAAUCUAUCUAUACCCUUGAUAAAACGAGCAUUUAAUUGGUUCCAAAAUUGAAUUUGACACGUAGUUAAAUUUCUAUGACUUAAUAAAUUUACUUUGGUCUUAAGGAGUACCAAUUUAGACAGUUUUCAUUAUACACACGUGAAAACACUAACAUUUUAAUCUGGCCAAAAUAAGAAGAAAUUUUAGUAAUGUAGGCACUACGAUUCGUAAAACACAUGAAACGAUUACCUAGGUGUUUUCUUAUAUGUCUCCCCUGGAAAGAUAGUAGCAUAUUGACAAUAUUUUUGAAGAACCACGACUUUAUUAUAAUUCAUAUAUUAUGUAAAAAUUAACAACAUGAAAAAUUAUUGAAUAUUUUAAAUAUAAAAAUUCAAUGAAAAAGAAAUUUUAAUACGUCAAUAUACAUCAGAAUCAUUAUAUUAUUUCAUUAUUAUUAACUUUUUUUAGAUUCUGAGUGGAUCGAGGAAUGUAUUGGUUUUACAAUGAUGUUUAUUUUUUUAUUUUAUUUUUUUUAAUGUGAACACUUUUUCUACCAGAAAACAUACUCCGAUUAUCUAAUAUAGCACCUUUUCUGAAAGGAAAUUUUCUAUAGGUGGUACUUUAGAGAGAUCAUUUUUUGAAAUUCUCAUUAAUAUUCAAGAUAAUGAGGAAAACCUUAGUCUUUAGGUUAAAAAAGAUUGAAAGAUUAAAAAUAAGGUUUUCAUUGGCAACCGUUUUUAUUUAUUUCUUGUUAUUAUUAACAAUGUUUUAAUCAUUACCAUAAUAAUCAUUACUGUUAACAAUAAUAUGACAUAAUACCAUUUAUUGUAUUGUUGACAAAGCAACAUAAUAAAUUGAACUGAACUCAGCUCAGAAUCGUUUUUCCGUUAGCAGUGUUUUAUCGUUGCUUACAGAUAUACAUUAAAUUCCCGUUCAUAGCCUACCUUCCCAACUUUCCAUCUACAAUGCACCCACGUGCGAAGUAUGUCCGUCCUUUUUUCAUUAUUAUUUUAUACCCAUCAUAUUAUAAUAUAGCCAGUAUAGGCCACCGCCUCUGGGGAAAUGCUUUUAAGAAAUAAAUAAAUAUACGUAGGUAUAUGUUAAGUAUACAGAUAUUGAUAGAUUUCGGUAUUAGGUGUAUUCAAAUAAAAUGAUUAAGGUGAGUGGUAUACAAAAAUCGUUGCACCUCAAGUAACAUAGUUCAACAAGCCACUGUCUCCAACGCUUACUGAUGUUUAAAAAAAAACGGUUAAACAUUGACAUUCAACAAACCUAAUUAUAGUUUGGAUAAUCGAUAAUCUAUAUGGAAACACAUGUCGCAUAGUAUGUGUCUAUCGCCAGACGAUAACUAUUAUAAUGACAUAUUUAAUUAUGAUGAAUUGAAUUUUAAUAUCAUAUAAAAAAAAAUAAAAAUGCAUUCUUUGUAAAUAACCCAUAUAAUUUAUCAUAUAUUUUUUAAUUAGUACAUAUCAUAAUUAAUAGUAAUUUAUAUAAAUAUUAGUAUUAUACGAUUCAUUAUAGUAUUAUUAAAAGGGUGUGGUAUUUUUUAGAGCGUAUAAAAAUAGUGUUUAUCAUAUUCUCGUAUAAGUAAAAUUAACUAACCGUGUCGGCUAAAAUUCCAGAGUUAACCGUGUAUCAAUUAAAAACAAUUAUAGUACGUCGUGGAUAUAACACAAAAAAAAUAAAUAAAAUAAAAAUGUAAAAAAAUAAAAAAUAAUAUUAAUUAGGUGAACGCUAUUCAGUGACUUUAUUAUUUUAUGAUUUAUAAAUAAAUGAUAAUUCCUAAAUUAAAAUUAUUAUGUAGAGGUACUAUGCAGUGGUGGCGCGAAAGAAGUAUAUUUGAAUCAUGUGAUUCACAAAAAACAGGAUGGGUGAGUCGUAGGUGCCUGGGUGUUCAGAAAUAUAACAACAAUUAUUAUGUUUUUACAAAACAAGUCAUUAAAAAAAUUUUAGACUGCGGAAAUUGGAUAAAUUUGUAGUAGGGUGAUGGUAUUUUUGAAUUGGAGUGGGUAGGUGGUUGAAAAAUUAAAUUGGUGAUUCAAAGUAAAAAUACUUCGUGCCUCCAUUGGUACUAUAUAUAUUUCAAUGAAAAAUAUGUUUUAUAUUAACUCAUUUGGCUACUGGACUGAUUAAUUUUUGAAGUUUUUGUCUUUUUGUAUGUUUUGUAUAAAUCAUAAUAAAACCCAAAAAGGCACUUUCUUAAUAAUAAAAUUGCAUCUCCUGGUUUCAUUUGGAGAAUCUAUAUAAAACUAAAAAACAUCAUCCAACCGGAACAAUAUGGUUAAAUUCAUAUUGAAAUUCAAUCAACAUUGUAUCACUUCAAUCCGUUUAUAAAACAACUCUAAUUCCUUAGUUUGAGCUCAUUUUGUUCAGAGGGAGCCACUAAAAGUAGUAGGAAAUUAUUUAUAUAAUACACAAUGUGAUACAUAGAUUAACUAUAUUAAGGACGUGACUACGUGAGUCAUCUGGCAAUCAUUAUCGAUUAUAAGUAUACUUUAGUUCUUACGCAGUCAAUGUGCAUACAAGUCGAUAAUAUGCCGAAUAUGGAUUACGUUCUCAAAAUUAUUUAAAUUAUUAACUAUAUGGCUUUUUUCGAUUUGGUAUAAAACAGUUUAGCUUCGAAUGAUUUAUUGAAUAAUUUCAAUUAUUGGUAUUUUUUUAAACUAACAGUGCAAAAAUAAUAAUACAUAUUACAAAAUUGUGUGAUUUUCGUCAAUGUUAUAUAUAGCUGGUAGUUUUUAUUUUUUGUUACUCUCAUUGAAAAUCUAUUAGAGAUAUUGAAUAAUUACGCAAUCAAUAAUUUACCUACCAAACAGUUUAAAUUUCUACCAACCAUGUGCUGUGCGGAACUUUUGUUAUAUUUUUAUUAGUCAAGUAGCCCGAAAAAGACACUUUUCAGUAAACUUUUUGUUUCCGUGUCAAUACGGUUUUCCACCGGUUAUCAGUGUACCCACUAAAACAAUUCAUUGACAGGUGUGUAUAUUGUGUAUUAUAUAUUAUACUCUGUUUUGGAAAGGUGCGGUUUGAUAAUUUGGUCAAAUGUAACACGUCAUAUUAUUACUAUUACACGUUAACCGUUAUAAAUAUUAUGAUGACGUACCCGUGUAAAGGAGAAUAACUUGUAAUUGAUUGGAUCCAGACGAUUGUAAAGCACGAGAUCAAAAAUAUACGGAUGGUCCAAGGACAAUUUUUCUAUAAUAUACAUGAAAAAAUUAAUUAUAUUAAAAUAUAUGAAAAUUCGAAUGUUUGUAUACGACUAAUAUCAAAUUCGCAAUUUUGUAUGCCUAUAAUAAUACAACUAUAAAUAUUCAAAGAUUAUAUUUUAUUUGUAUAAAUAUCGAAGUGAUAUUAACGACUUUCACUAUAAAAUAAAAAAGAUACAAUUAACCUUGCUCAGCCGUCUAAUUAUAAUUACUCAUUUUCUUUUUGAGAUUUUCAUAAAAAUGAUAAAUUAAUUUUUAUAGGCACUAUGUUUGGAAAAGCAUCAAUAGACCAUCUAUACCAUUAAUAUACUUCUUAUGUUUAUAAUUAACGAUGGUAGUCGGUUUUUUUUUUAUAAUUCAGCUACAUAUUAUAUCAUAAUAGUAUUUAUUGUGGACAAUUAUACAUGCAGUUAGGUAUAUAUCAUUAAACAAAUAAUGAUUGAAUUAUAAAAAAAAAAUAAAAGAAAUACGAGGAAGGAAAUCGCCGUUGACCGAAUAAUAAAAUAAAAUAAUGUUAAUGAAACCGCUCUGUAAUAAAAUAGAAAAUGUUAUACUUUGAAAGUGUCGCCAAUAAUUUAGUAGUUAAUAAAGUACGAGUAUUAUUCAAAUUAACCUAUAUGUGUUAGUACAUCAGAUAUGGUUUACACAUCGGAUAUCCUACAUAAUACACGUGUAGGACUGUGGGCAUGUUGCGUUACUCAAAUACAACGAAGUCACUAUUAUUGUUUUAAAACUUUAUUUUAAAUAUUACAGUUCUACAAUAAUAAUUACAUAGAUGCCCAAAUGAUAAAAACAAAAAUGUUUUUACGAAUAUAAUAUGGAAAUAUAAUGGUUGUCAUAUCAUUACACUCAGGCCGUUUAGGGUAAAACUAACAAUAAUGAGGAAGAGAAAACUGAGAAGCCAUUUUAUACCGAAGGAAGUUUUAGUUGUAACUAAUAUAAUUCUCUCUGUUUCUCAGUAAAUAACUUUUUUCUAAAAUGUUGAUAUUUUGCUUUGUGGAAAUUACUUGUGUAUUAAAAUAAAAUGACCACAUCAUUUGUAUUUUCCGAAAAAACUGUUGGUAAACCGAAGCCAAAUAAACUAUAACGGAAAUCAUUAUUUUUUUCAUUUUUUAAAAAUUUAAGAUGUGCAGCCAAUUUUUAAUCGUUAUUUUGUUUUCAUAUUCAAGCAAGUUAUUCUUAUAACGAGGGACGAGGGGCAAUUGAUUUUGAAUCGUGGUUUUAAUUGAUAAUUUAAUGAAAAUCGGAAAAAAAAUGUAUUAUUUGAGUUAAUUGAACAAUGGAAACAUUGCGCCAAACGUAAACAUAAUAUAUAUCUCAAUAUAAUAAAAUAGUAAAAUAGAUAAUAAUUAUUAUUAAAAUUUGAAAAUACACGUACACGUGUAAAUAGAUACCUACUUAACACCAAUAAUUUAAUAAUUCUUUAUGAAUUAAUAUUUUAAGUUAGGUAACGUUUAUAAGGAAAACAUUUUGAAACAUAAUUUAUGUGACUUUUAAAGAUAAAAGCUAUUUUUAAAAAUCACAUUUAAAAAAAAGUCAAUAGAUAAGAGUUAUUUACUACAGGAACAAACAUGAGGUACCCUGUAUAAAUAUAAUAAGAUUUUUAUUUAAACUCGUGAACCUGCAUGACAAUCGUUUAUUUUUUUUUGACCGAUCGAACGAUACCCUUGACCUCGAUACGGAUGCCGCAUCCGUAUAGCUUGUGGUAUUCUUACUAUUUUCAUUCUCCUCAAACCUUUGAUUACUUUAAUAACAAUAUCAUAUCGUAUUGAAUCUCUUGAAAACAGUUCAUCUACAAAUCAAACAUGAAUUUUUUUUUAAAUGAUGCUAAAUACUAAGAAAAAAAAAUGUAUACAAUGCCUAUUGAGAUUUUAAAAUUACUACAGUUUUCUUUAAUUUCUUGCUCUUAUAAUUAAGUAUAAGCACUUAUUAAUUUAAAUAAAACAUACUAAACAAACUUUCACAAUUUUAUACGCAUUUAUAUUACUUACUAACAAACAACGCAGAUUAUCAUAUACCUACCUAUACACGAGAAAAUAAAAGGCACACUUGCUCAUAAUAAUAAUAAUAAUAAUAAUAUUAUGUAUCACUACCAUCACCAGUUAGGUAUACACAAAGAAUUAAUAUAAAGAAAGAGUGAAACUUGAAAGACAUGAAAAUUGAUAGUUUUAUAUCGAAGGAUUUCAUGUAGGUAGGCGUACUUAUAAAAUGAAGCCGGCGAGAUCAUUACGAAUUGUUUGUUUUCGAUUUUAAAUGAUUAUAGUGCCGUGAAGAAAAAAGAGAAACAUAGAUAUGUAUAUUCUUACACGUGUCUUAAUGAUAACAGGAGAAAAUAUAGAAAAGUCGUACUCGUAUAUUAUGUAUAAUACAAUGACCUUACUCCUUUAGGUUAUUUUAUAUAGUCCGGUCAUACAUAUUUAUUAUUUAUACUACGGUAGAAAUAAAUUGUUUGUUAUUGAAUAUCGCUUGUGAGUAAUAACAAUAUGUCAUCAACAAUCGCGAUGUCAAUAUAAUAUUAUAUGAUUAUGACCAUAAGGAUAGAACUGGUUUAACAAGUUAUAAGUAUACACAGUAAGGAUUUGAACUAAAUUAACUCGCAGGUUAUGUGUCCCAAAAUCAAACGUAUAUACAAUUUGUAUUGUGUAGGUUUCGAUCUACAAUUUAACACUAAAUUAUGCAAGUUAUCUUGUCAAAUUUUUGAUAUUCCGGGCGGAGCUAAUCAGAUGCAUUAACCGAUUAUCAUAAACAUAGGCGUACCUGUAGAGGAGGGCGAGGGGCCCACCCGUGAGCCGUAUAAUUAUAUGAGUGACUUAUUAUUUGUUUUUAGUGUGAUUACAAUUAUUUUGAAAUUUUUUUUCGUGAAAUACUUAGCUAAUAAUAUAAUAACAUGGUUAAAUCCAUAGAUAUUAAAAUAUUUUUGUUAUCUAUGGUCGAACAAGGUCAAGAUGUGUGGUGUUAUCAUUUAAUUUUGGCAAUUUGACCGUGGUCUCUAACAUAGAUUUCUAGUUACAAAAUAAGGCCCGUUCUCACCAACGUAAACGUUGAUUUUUAAACGGAGUUUAUAAGAUAAUCGACCAAUCAUGGUCGGUUAUGAGCCAAAAACUGUUUAAAAAUCAGAUAAACGCCUUUUUUUUUCGUUGUUGAGAACGGCCCUAAAUGUGCCAGAUUCGCUUAUGUGGGCUUGCACUGUUGUAUAUUUACCAGAAAUUGAGUAAAUAAGUUGAAAGAUUAUCUUCUAUAAAAAACCGGAGGUUAGACUUUGUAUUUCACAUUUAUAACAUGCGUUAUAAAAUUAUAUUUAAUUAAAUAAAAAUGUCUUAUUUUAUGUAUUAAAAUCUUAUAUUUUAUAAAUAUAAAAGAGCCCAAUUACCAUGUCUAUUAAUACAAUAAUUUUUGUAGCUGUAACAUUACUUUUUUAAGGAAUUUUGUAUUUUAAUAGUGGGUAAAAAUAUAUUUCACUCACCCCCCCCCCCCAUUAGAAAAGCCUAAGUACGCCAUUGAUCAAAAAUGUUUCCGAUCUUUUUCUUUUUAACUUAAAAAAUGAACUGUUAAAAAAAUAAUAACAGUAAUAUUAUAAUGUCAUUAGUCAUUACAUUUAUACAAGAAUAAAAUACAAUUUUAACGACAGAAGUGUACGACGAUUCAUAUUUCACUGCUUAUUUAUUAUAAUUUUGUAUUUUUGCAGAUUUGAAGUAAUAAUAUCUAAAUACAUUUAAGACGUAUACAGUUCUACACCCGAUAAAAACGAAAAAGUAAUAGAUUCUUAGUGAUCUCUAACAAGACUUUUAUACAUAAAGAUUAAACAAUUAUUUUAUAACUACAAUUCAAAACGAAAUUACAAUGGGUAUUGAGUAGACACAAUGUGAUUUAACUGGUUUUUGCACCAAUCGACACAGAAUUUAUAAAAACAAAACUAAAAAUUUGACCUACGGUAUAUUUUAUAGUUGAUACACCUACUUUUAAAUAUAAGUUGUGAAUUUUAUUUAGUUUUAAAUUAUAUAAUAGCCAAUUUGGUUCCUACAAAAUAGUUGGGGUACCUAUUUUUGAAAAUUAAUUUGAAUAUUCGGCCAUUUUAUUUCUAUUUUGAUGAGCCUUAUCUAUACACAAACUAUGUAAGCUAUCAUCACUUUGAAUUAUGUAGCUAAUUAAAAUUUAAUUAGUCAAUUUCUAAGCAAUUUCAAAAUUUGUAAAAAAAAAAAAUUAAUUAUUUAUCAUUUUAAUACGUGUUUUUUUUUUAGAUUCUGAGCGAGGAAUGUAUUGGUUCUACAAUGAUGUUUAUUUUAAAAAAAUUUUUUUCUAUGGACAACUUUUCUACCAGAAACUUCACUCUAAUUUUCAUGUGUAGCACUUUUUCUGAAAGAAAAUUUGACUAGGGCGUUACUUUAUGAAGGUCAUUUUUUUAUUUUCCCAAGAAUUUUCAUAAUAAAUGGGAAAAAACGUAGGAAAAACAGAACAAUUUACAAAAUAUAUUAUUUUGAAAUCGUAAAUAUUACGGUCUUUUAAAACAUGUACAACCGAACUCCGUUUAGAAUCGUUUUACGUUAGUAAUGAUUAAUCAUUAAAUUUCCCCUCUACUUUCCCAACUUCUCACCAACAACAGUAGCUCAUCCAUCAUGCGAUGUCCAUAUGGCCCUUUGUUUUGUUUAUUUAGGUUAAACAAAAAUAAGAUAAUUUAGUUAACUAUAAUUUACAACUAGUAUACAAUGCUAAUUUUUUUGACCUUAUAGUUUUUAUUAUAAUAGCUGAGCUUUUAAAAAUUUCGUGAUAGCAUCUUAUAUUUUUAUACCAUCUAAGAUUUUUCAAACCACGACGAAUGUACGGCGGACGUAUGGUGAAUUACAUCCAAAUUUUAGUUUUACUACUAUAAAUUAGUUUAUAAAAAGAUCAAUUCGAUCCAAAGAAAAAAUGACCAAUGUCCAUCAUCAUUUCUUUUCACUUAAAUAUAUCAUUGACUCAUAAUAUAUAUUGUAUCAUAAAUAUAUACAAUAUAAACCUAACCGUAUCUGUAUUACUAUUAAACUACUUUAAACGAAUUUACCCGUAUAACCAUAUUCACCCGUUGUCCGAUGACUAUACAAUUAAAAAAAACUUAACAAAAGCGACUAUAUAUAAAUUAUCGCGUCUACAUAGUUCAGUUUAGACGAACAAUAUAUUUCAAUAAAUAAAUUAUGAUAUAAUAAGACCAUCAGAAAACGUCAUCGUAUGCGUGGGAGGGCAGUGACGUCGUUUGAUUUAGGCAACUUAUGCAUUAGUCGGAAUCGACAAUUUUGAUUCUUAAAUCAGCUGCGAUAAACUAAAUUGUACGUAGGGUUUCUUUUUAGGUUUAACUGUUUGACAAUUUUCCAUAGCUGAAAAAGUAUAAUUCUCUUUUAACACUACCAAGGCAGCAUGAACGGGGUAAGAUUGAAGCAACUGCGUCACGUAGGUGGUCAAUUAUUAUUAAAAUAUGCCUAUUUUUAAUACCUCAACUUUUUUUAAAUAAAAUAGUGGGUGGGUAGAUGUUUAAAAAGUACUGUGUCAUUAAAAUAAAAAAAGUUCACGCCACUAUUAGACUAGUCGACAAUAUUUCUCCGAUAAUUUAAUAAUAAUAUAAAAACAGUAAUUAUAUGAAAUACAUUUUUUUUUUCAUUCAAUAUAAAAUAUUUUAAUAUUCUCUUUGAUAUUAACUACUAUAACUCAUAAAAAAAAAAAUCUUACAUCGAUUAUUAAACUUGUUCUGUAAAGGACAGUAUAACACAUAAUUGAUAUCACCUUGACUUGUUCUAAUUUUCUACGGGAAGAAUUUAAAUAAACAACUAUUUUGACUGCACAAAAAAAAAAUUGUAAUAUUAUAUAUUGCGUUAAUACUUGCCACUUAUCUUAUGCAAAAAUUAUCUUCUGUGUAUUCAGUUCAUCAGUUGUUUAGUUGAUUGCCUAAUAUUCAUUUAAAAAGUAAAAUGUCAUUGAAGUAAGAAGUUUUACUAUCUAAUCAAUAAUCAUGUUUACCGUAAUUUGAGCUACUGGUUUGAACCCUAUAGCAUGGUUACAUUUAAUCAAAUAAUUUUAUAUUAAUAAUAUUUCCCAUAUAAUAAAAAAGUACUUACUUAUAUACAAAGUGAUUCAGCGUAUGACUUGUUUGUAUUUUUUCAGGGAGGCAAGAUAAAAAUAACAAUUAAAUGUUUACAAAAUAUUUAAAUAAAAAAUUGGCGGUUUAAUUAUGUAUUUAAUUGUUGUUAAUUGUUCAAUGUUAGUUUGUUUUCUAUGAUUUAUGGGAGUUUAUGCAAAUUUUAAUUGAUCUAGCAUGUUCGUUGCAAUUAAAAUACAUAUUGUUAUUAUGAUAACCACUAAUUCUAUGGGUGAAAAAACUUAACAAUAUUAUUAGGCAACAAAAAACUUGAACAUACUGAAUAGAAUUAGGAAUCGUUAUGUAAAGAUUAAAAAUAAAAUAAAACUGAAUAGGAUUUUAUUAGGUACCUAUAACUAGAACUAAUUUUAUUUUAGACAUCUUUUGCCUAUAAAAUAAAUUUCAAACCAUCACACACAUUUUAUUACGUACAAAAAAUAGUUAUCCAUCUUCACACAUAAUAAUAUUUGUUAAUAUAAAAAUAACAUCUAUAUUCGUAUUAUAAAAAAAUACUUUGAGCAGUAGAACUCCAUCACUAGAAUCAAAUUUCCUCCUGGCCGAAUUUUUGCAGUUACAAUAUUUCAUUUUUUUUUUUUUUUUUAUAAUUGACUUAAAAUAGUUAUGGUUGCCACAGGUUUAUUAUAUUUUAGUCUGUAGGGGUAUUUAAAAUCCGGUAUUUCCUUUGGAAACCUAAAAUUUUAGCAUAAAAAUAAUUGCCGGAGUGUUAAAAGUUGAAACUACUAAAAUGCUCAUCAUUGAUACUCCAUUAAGCAUAUAAUAUUAUCCUCAUGACUUCAUUAGGGGGUACAUAGGGGUGUACAAAGCUAAUAAAACACCUAUCAUCUGCAACAGCAUGAUGUAAUUCAUACUAAAAUUCAACCAAAACGUUAUCACCCCAAUGCAUUUAUAAAAAAAAAAUCCUCUUAAUUCUCGAGCUUGAACUCAUUUGAUCCAGAGACAGCCGCUGCCUCUCUGCUAUCGGAGAAACGAUAUACAUAAUAGACACAAUACAUUUCAAUAGUCUCUAUUCUUAUAAAUAAUAAAAAGUUUUAAAAUUGUACAAUGAUUUGUUGACUAAAUAAAUCAAUAUUCCAACUGUUUUCAAUGACUGCAAACAGUGCAGGCGACAGCUAAUGUCAACAUAUAUAUAUAUAAAAAAAAAGUAAGUGUUAGAUACAUGUUCAAUUGUUGAUUUAGUGUGAUGACUAGAAAUCAAUAACACACACUAUUAUUGUAUAAUAUACCUCAUACCUAUUAUGUAUUUUGCUGAUGUUAUAUUACUAUCUACAGUCGACUUGUACUAUUAUAAAUAUAUAGGUACAUACAAAAUAUUCAAAAAAAGAAGUCUUUCAUUUUUUCUAUUCUAAACACCUUAUUAUAAUUUACCGUUAUAAUUUUUCUACAUUGGGAUACUAUAUCUUAAUAUAUAAAACGGUAAGUCAGUGGAUCUUUGUCAAACAUUGAAUAUUUUUAAUUUAAACUGCGGUCAUGUUAAAAAAUAAAUGAACAUAAUAUUAUAAUAAAUCCUAAAUAAUGUUUAGCUAUCUAUGUUAUAGACAAUAGAAAUAUUAUCGGAUCAUCAAUCAUAAUUUUAUAAUUAUACGAGUGUAUGUAGUAUAUAAAAAACAAAUUCAUUAAGAAUGAAUGUUUUGCUAUCAUAUCCUAUAUAGUAUAAGCAUCAUAUCCGCCAUCCACGUAUAGGAUAUGUGAUCCGUUCAUUGACGAAACAAUGAAAUAUCCCGAUACAUAAUUAUGUGCUUAAUGUACAAAAAUAUUAACAAUUGUUCACGAGUUUCGAUAUAGAACACGAUGCUAGGUAUAUUCCCUAUAUAUGAAGACCGAAAUUCGAUACACUCUUUAUGUUAAAAAAAUAAAACACUUCUCCCGAUCAGCUAAAUAAUUUACAAUAUUAAUAUUAUAUAGUUCUAAAUUUUAUAUUAGUGUAACCGUCUCGCAAAAAUGAAUCAUAUUACAUACCUAACCUUUACAUAAGUUCGAAUUUUUAGCCAGCUGUAUAACGUGUGUGAAAUUACGCUCCCCCCACUUUGAACUUUCAACUCUAAACCAAUACCAAUAUUUUGUAACUCAUUUGUAAGUAUUUGAAACUCAGUUUUCAGAAUCUCUGUAUUUUGGCCGCUAUCAAAGUUUUUGUGAUGGGGGACUAACUUCACGUUAGCCCCACAUUUAGUCCACCUUCGGCGGACUAAAUGUGUUCUUUUGUAAAAUUUUAAUAGUGUAAGUAAUUGUAAUCAUAAUAAUUUUAAUAGAUUUUUUUUCUGUAACAACCCUUGAAUAAACAAAAAUAAAUAAAUAGACAAUUAGAUAUUCGUACCUAAUAUACCUAAUAACCCCUAUAAUUUUAAAAUAUAGUAAAGUAGUUCUCGAGAUUUUCGCUAACAUACAAAUAGACGGUGGGGAUCGGGAAUUUAAAUUUUAAACUUUCUCAUGGCACAUCCUCGACAGCAAUUAUAUUUAUGUAUGCCGACUACAUUUUAACAGAGUUACUUAUUUCUAAAUUAUUUAAAACCCGGUAUUUCUUAUGAAAACAUGAAAUUUGAAUAUACAAAUUAUUGCUGGGAAAAGGGAGGGGGGAUAAAGUUAAAACCAUCCAAAGGAAAAAUCAUUGAUACUUAUACCAUGCAUGUACAAAUUCAUUUCAGGGUCUGUAGAGGUGUAAAAAACUAUAAAACAAAACCCCCGUCUUCAAAACACACGGUGAAGUUCAUAUCUAAAUUCAACCAAAAUGUUAGUUAUUCAGUUCACCGACAAAAAAAUUCUGGUUCCAGAAUUUGAGCGCAUUUCGUCCAGGAGUCACUAAAAAUGUCUAAAAGAACCAUACAAAUGGAUUUAUAAUUAUAUAGCAGUAACAGUCACAUUACAGUGCAUUAGUAUCUAUUUUUGGGAAAAUAUCAACAAAAAAAUAUAUUAUGAUUCUAUACGCCGUUAUGGAUUGUAAUAAUGUUUGAAAUUCAAACGAAAUUUACUCAAAUGUUCGUGUAGAUUAUGUGUGGUUCAUGUUAAAAUAACCAUCCUGUAUAAUAACUAUCAACUAUUUACGUAAACUAUUAUCUCUAAUCAUGAAUUGUUAUAUUUGUUUGCUUUAGAUUCUCGACAUAUUAUGCUGUUCAGGUUGCUAACAACAUGGUUACGUCAGAUAGUAACGUUCAUUACUGUGUGUGCAGUCUUCACAGCAGGUAACGACAAUAAUAAUAAAUUAAGAAGAGUACCAGACAAAUGCAAUUUAUAAUACAUACACAAAUAUUAACAUGAUGCUCACCACUCUAUAGUCUAUUUUCUUCGCAAUAAAUUAUCAUACAAUUUCAAUAGAACUAUAGAAAAAUCCACUUCCAAUUAUUAGCAAUAAUUAUUAUUCCGAUUACAAUUUAUUAUCUUAUAUAAUAACACAAAUUUUCUUACUAUAUUUAACGCAUACAUAGCCAGAAAUGUUUAUCAAACAAAGUUUGAUUUCUCGUAUGAAAUAUUAUGAGAAUAAAAAACAUCAGCACCUUGUCAAUCAAGUUUAAUACUUAUUUCAGAUGGACAAAUUCAGAUUAGUUUAGGUUUUCAUUGGAUUGCAAAUAUUGCCAUUGUCCGAUUUAAAUAAUUUUUACAAAUAGAUUUUAUAUUGGUUUUUUAAACUAUUAUUAUUAUUUAAGAAAUACAAGCAAAAAAAAAUAAAAGAAUAAAUAUUUGUUAAAAAUAUAAACAAUAAACGCUAAACUUUCACUUCAAUAAUAUUGUAAUUUAAGAUAAAAUAAUAAUAAGAUAAAUAGAGAGCACAUUGUGUCAGUAUAGUGAACAUUUUUCAAAUCACUUAAAAUACGUUUCGUAAUUUCGAAAAAAAAAAAAUCUACAACUUACAGCACAUUUUUAGUUAAGACAUUGGGUAUUUAGAUGAUAUUAAAAUAUCACUAUGGAAUUUGAAAAGGGUAACACCAAAUAAUUAAUAUUUAAUAAUAUAUAGGAAUAAUGGAAUGUAGCACGGUAUGUAAACAUUUGAAAUUAACCUGACAAACUUUUAAAAAUUAAUGUUACUCUGAAAAUCUCUGUCUAAAAAAUGAUGGUGUCUGCAUUGUGUACGAACUUCCGAAAAUGAUUUUGUCGUUUAAUAAUCUGUAUAAGGGGUUUUGUAUAAGCAAUUUCAACGACAUUUCGAAAAACGUCAAAAAUCAUUUUGUGAAACCGUUAAUAACGAAAAGCGAGAAUAGUUAAAAUUUACAUACAAUUCUUAAUUUAUUGCUUUUCAACUAAAAUAUUUUAAAAUAAUUGUACAUAGAAAAUUGACUAUAAGCUGUAAUGAAUAUUAAUAUUCACAUUUUUUUUUUUUUUGUUCACUAAAGAAUUCACCGUAAACAAUAAAAUACAUUUUGUUCAAAUCAUCAUAUUUAAAUAUAUUUAUACUUUGUUCGCAAAAAUAUCGUCGACAACAUUAUAAUUUAUAAUUUUACAUGUGAAAAAUAUACUCGUUAAUAGAUUUACACUCCCGAUAUUUAAGGCGUCACGUAUAGGCAAUUUAAACAUAAUUUUUGAAAAAAUUUAAAUUGAUUGGCUCACAAAUAUUUUAAUUCACUUUGAAACAGAUUUACAAGUAUUCCGAUGCCAUAAUCAAAAGUAGUUCUUAUCGAGCAAUCGUUGUGAGAGAUGCUUUUAUCGUAGUGCGUCGCAUGCAUAGACUAUAAUAUAUAGACCGCUCAUCAGUGAAAUAUAUUGAAGCCAACAUAUGUGCAAGAGAGACAGACUCUGGUGUUACUUUUUCAAGGAGUAUAAACAAUUUUAUAAUAUUUAAUUGAUUACUAUAGUGCUAUCAUCAGUACAUUAUAAAAUUCAAAAUUUUAAUUAUUUUUAAUAUUAUUAUUUUCGUUAUUCUUAUUUUGUAAUAUAAAUAUUUAAAAUCUCAAAGAUUAUUGUUUAAACUUUUUAUGAAUUCCUUGGAAAAGUAACGUCAAAGUCUGUCACUCUCGCACAUAUGGUGGCCUCAAAGUGUUUAAACCACAUAAUCGAAAUACGCGGUCUAUAUAUUAUAAGUCUAUGGUCACAUGCGUUUUGAUUGUACUACAGAUAUAUAAAAUGUUGUUUGAUAUAUCUAUGGCUUAUACCGAGUUAGUGCCGUCUUUAUCUUUACUUAUAAAUACUUUUGAUAUCAAACCAUGCCGUGCGGUAAGUGCAAUAGUAAUGUUUCUCCCGGAGACCGGUAGUUGUUCGAAAAAUGAUAAGAGCCCUCGAGUACAAUAAUUUUGAAAUGUUGCCAUCACCAACAUAAUAUUUUUUAUUUUUAAUAUAAAAUAAUUUGAUAUUUUAAAUAUGUGUUCACUGAUUUCAUUAUUUAUACAUGCUAUUUCAUGCUAUUGUCUUAUAAGUUAUAGAAAAACCUUAGAAUUUAUAAACUUUAAACUUUAUUUAAUCUGUCCCUAAAGAGUUACUGUUAGGUUAAGUUAAAUAAAUUUAAAUUUAUUUACCUCUUGAAGCUAAGUUUGUUUUGGGGUAAAUUAGUAAUCAUAAAUUGCAAAUGUUUUAAAUAACAUCAAGCUAUAUACUAAAUCUUUAAAUAAAUUAUAAAAUAUAUCAUUCUUCCGAUAUAUGGGGAUUAACAAAUUUUGUCUUUUAUUUUAGUUACAUAAUUGUUAUAAAUUUAAUUUUUAUAAUUAUUUUAACAAAUAUUUUAACUAGUUGUAUCUACAGUAAUUUAUUAUUUCUUUGUAAAAGAUCUUUCUCGGGAAAAUGUUUUCGGAAAAAAUUAAUUCAACCUACUCUACCAUUAAUAAUAAAACAAAUUACUUUAUAAGCAUAAUAGCAUUUAAUAGUUUAGUCUGAACAUGAAUACAAUAAAUUCAUAACAUUUUAAACAAUUGAAAUAUUUUAUUCUAUUACGUUGGUGUACAUAUAGGUGGUUAGUGAUAAAAAUAUCUUAUCAUUUUCGAACAACUAGCCAACACCCAAUGUCUCCAUCUAAAUUGCCUAUAUUUGCAGUUUGUAUAAAUUGUGGUUAAAAUUUCCAUUCAGUGUGUACUUCAUUGAAAACUAUAAGGCCGUUAAAGAUUUUGGAUUGGCGAACCGUGUAAUGAGAAAUUGAAAGAAAAAGUUGUAUCAUGUAGGAAUUUAGAAAAAGUACUUAAUAACGAUGAUGGCAAUUAUGUAUAUGACUUUGAUUCAGUUAAAAUUGACUUAAAAAAAGUGAGUAAACAAAUUCAACCCAUCUCGUUCAACAUAAAAUCCAUAUCCUUCUGUUUUGAAUUAAUUGAUUAGUUUGGGUCUAAAUUAGAGUAUUUUAAUUAAAAUCUGUGAAAUGGAAAAUAAAAUGCAAGUUUAUGAAUUGCGUUGUAAUAAAUUGGAGAAAUAAUUAAACAUUCUUAAAAUUAUAAACAAUUAUUCUGAACAAUUGACAUAAGUCAAUAGUAUUGAAAUUACUGGAAUUCCAAAAAUUACCCAAUGAAAAUAUUACUAAAAUAGUAAACAUCAUUUCUAGAGUGCUAACCUGUUAAUUAAAUUGUAAAAACGUAAUUAAUUUCUCUGGAAGUAAAUCUCAUCAAAAUAGUAAUGGAAGAGGAGUUGUUCAAUUUAAUUUAAAAUUCAAAAUUCUGUUAAAAAUGCAGUUAUUAAUAGCAUAAAGUCUGGUUACAAAGGGAAAAAUCCUUUUAUGGCUAAGGAUAUUCAUUUAAGUUUUGGUAACUCUAGUGUAUUCAUUAAUGACCAACUUACUAAAAACAACAAAAAACUAUUAUGACUAAGAAAGUUGGAAAGUAUUAUAAUUAUAAAUGCACAUUGGCUAACAUGACUGAAGUAUUCAUUAGAAAACAAGGACCAAUUUUCAAAAUUCAAAAUUUAAAUGUUACGAAAAAUGGAUGUUGAAAAAAAAGAUAUUGGCGUUAUGAGAAUGCUAAUCAUAAAAUAAUUUUACAAUAAUGAAUAAUUAAUCCUUAGCACGAAUAUUCGUAGCAUUCAUUUCAAUUUUAAUGAACUAAUUAUUUUUUUAAGUAGUACAGAUUAAAUUUGAUAUAAACUGUUUGAAAGGUGGUCAAAAAAACAUAUUUUUAAUUUUCAUUUUGAUGGCUUUUCAAGUUUUAAUUAUUAUAAAAAAUUAAAUAAAUCUGAUGGUAUUAUGGUUUUUAUUAAAUACUCUUUAAAAGUUAAUUUGGUAAAUUUAGGAUUUAUUAGUGAUUGUAGCUCAUUAUACUUUAAUAUUUUAUGUAAUGAUUCUGUUCUGAAUUUAAUAUGUGUUCUUAAUAUGUGAUCUCCAAGUUUAUUUUAUGAAGAAUUUUUAGAUAACUUGGAAAUUGUUUUGGAUGGUAUUAUCAAUACUACUUCUUGAAUAUUCUAUGGUGAUAUAAAUAUUGAUUUAAAUGCAUUAAAUGCAAAGCUAAAAGAUAGAAGGAGUACUUCAUAGAUCUUCUAAAUGCGGAAAUACCAGUGAACCCGAUAGGAAAUGCACAAUAUCAGACAACGGAACCAAUGAUUAGUGAUAUAACAUUGGAGGAAAUCAAGAUGCUAUUAAUAGCCUAAAGAACUGGAAAGCUCCAGGAUUUGAUGAUAUACCGGCUGAGCUUAUCAAAUACGGUGGCGAAGAAAUGCACAAGAUUAUCUUCAAAAUAUGCCAAAAGACUUGGGAAGAAGAACAAAUGCCUGAAGACUGGAAAAAGGCAGCAAUUAUACCCAUUCACAAGAAAGGUGAUAAAACUGUAUGUGGAAAUUGCAGAAGAAUAUUGCUCCUAAACUCAGCAUAUAAAGUAUUCUCCAAAGUGCUACUGAACCGUACAAGUCCCUGUAUAGAAGAAAACCUGUGGGUGAAUUCACCCGUAGGUGAAUAUCAAUGUGGUUUUAGGAAGGGUAGGUCAACUAUUGAACAAAUUGCAAUUAUUGGUCAGAUCAUAGAAAAUAAAUAUGAAUUUCGACAAAACCUCUGGCAGAUAUUUAUAGACUUUAAAAAAGGCUAUGAUAGCGUUCAUCAAGAGAGUGUGUACAACGUAAUGACUGAAUUUGGAAUACCGAAGAAGCUAAGGAACUUAGUCAGGAUGUGUAUGGAAGGAACACAAUAUCAAAUCCGGGUAGAACAGACGUUUUUCGAAACAUUUACAGUAGAAACAGGGCUAAAACAAGGGCAUUAUCCCCACUAUUGUUUAAUCUAGCUCUAGAGAAAGCGGUCAGAGAGAUACAAAAAGAAACAACGGGUGUAGAAAUAAAUCAGCAAAAUAUUCAAAUCCUAGGUUUUGCUGAUGAUCUUAACAUCAUACGCAAUACUAUUGAUGACAUAGAAAAAGCAACGAGUUUUAGAAAAAUCAGCAGAUAAAAUAGGACUAAAAAUAAACAUCGAAAAGACGAAGAUCAUGGAGCUUUUAGAUAUGGAUGCAGAUGUAACGGUCCCUGACCCGGAUGACUGGAUAUAUGAAAAAGUUAACGAGUUUAAAUACCUUGGCAUAUGUGUAAAUACAAAGAAUGACUGAUCACAGGAGAUUGGGUUAAGGAUAAUGAAAGCAGGGAAGGCGUCCUUUGCAUUAUCCAAAUUUUUCCUCUCUUUUCAAACAAGGUAAUAAAAAAACUAUUUAAUUUUUCUUAACUUAACUAUACCUUAUCAAAAGUUCUAGAAACAUUUUUAAAAAAUUUCCUUGAAAAAACUUAUGCUUUUUCUAAAACCUAAUUUGAUUUCAGACAUAACAAAGAUACAUUGAUAGCCCUACAAACUCUUCAGUUGUAUACAUAAUAAAUCGAAUGAGAAUAACUCAGUUCUUCUAAUUUUCCUUGACGUAAAAAAAGCAAUUGAUUGUGUCGACUAUAACAUAUUAUUUUAUAAGCUAGAUAAGUACAAUAUUAUAGGGGUAGCAAACAAUUUAAUUAAAUGUUUUUUUAGGAAAUUGUACCAAACAGGUUCAUAUUAAUGAUGAUUUAAGUUACUUAUAUACCCUAAAUUAUGGUGUCCACAAGGUAGGUUUAGGCUUUUAGAGAAAAUCAUUUAAAUAUAUUUAAACUUUAUUUGUCUAAUAUGUAUAUUUCUUUAAAUGCAAACAUAUUAUGCAUUUUAUUUAUUAGGCAAGAUUAACCGUGAAACAAACUAUAAAAUGAAAACCUCGUUUUGCCAGGCAUUAUUAUUCUCGCACCAUAAUAAAAUUUCAGAACACUGGUAAUGUGUUUUUCAUUUUGAUAGCAUUAUUAUCUAAUGUUAUCAUUAUAACUAAGUAAAUAAAAUUUAAAAAACAAAAGUUAAAUAGGGAUAAAUUGAAUUGUAUAGUGGUGGCAUGAACUUUCUUCACCUCACUGAUCUGGGAAAAUCCUUGAACCCACCAACCUAUUUAUCAAUUAACGACACUACGCCUCCUCAUUUUUGUAAUGUAAUAUACAGGUAUUGUACACAUAUACAUUAUAUUAUUAUUAUAAAAGAAAUCUUCGUCUUUGGCAAAAACAAUAAAACUUCAAACACAGACUUCCAAUUUAGUUAACAAACGUUCACCUAUAGCUGACCUAGCCAGGAUAUUUAUUUUGAAAAAAUAAACUACAAGUCCCCAGACUCACAAGUCACAGAACUACCCUCGCACCACCACUGGUUGUAAAAAUAAUAAGCACUACUAUUUGUAUUAAUAUAUUGUGCUGAUAAUUGUUUGGUGACAUUUUAUAAAACAAAAAAAAGGUGUACCUAUUAAAACAAUGUCGAAAUCGCAUAACAGAAACAAGAGCCACUGUACUGGACACUAUUUUUUAUAUAACAUGGAGUUAAGCCAUUUUACUGAAAUUGCAACAUUAGGUAUUUUAUUUUAUUAUAGUCAUACAAAUAAUAAUAAAGCUAAACUACAAUAAAUUGUGGAAAAUUAUAUACCUCAUAAUAAACAUCAAUUAUGAAAAUUACAAAUAGUUUACAAUCAAAUAAUUGCAUUAGAUAAAAUACACAAUAGACAAAUAUAUAUUAUAUAUAAAGAAUAAAUUUAAAAAAAAAAAUUUUAAAUGUUAUAUUUAUUUAUACUCUGAUUAUAGAAAAAGUAAUAAUGAUCCAUUACAUGUUAUAAUAAAACAACUAUAAUUGUAUAUAAUUUACUAGAUAAAGAUCAUAUCAUGAGAUGGAGAGAAAAAGAAUAAAAUGCAUAAUUUAUUAUGGAUUACAUGAAUAAUUAGUAGUGGGAUUAUUUUUUUCUGUAGUUAACUAUUGUUUAUUAGGUAAUUUAUGAAACUUGGUGAACUGUUCUUGGUAUUCAGCAAUAGCUUUCACAGCUUCAUUUAUUGUAUUACACCAUUCAUCUCGCUCCUCUGGUGUAUCAAAAGCUAGUAUUAAUGGAUCAUCCAAAUUAAAAUCAAGAGGAUAUUCAUUUGUAUUUUUAUUUUGACCAUGAGCAGUAAAUAGUAGCCGCGCUGCAUUUGGUUUAACAUGUAAAUCAAAAUAUGGUUGGGCAGCAGGAAGUAAUCCCAUUUUAUAAGGUUUUGACUGUAUUACUCCUAAUUUUAAUGGCAAACAACCACUUAGAUCAAUGAUACCCCCUAUCUCUCGGUUUUCUUCACCAGGCUUAUGAUACAGCCAGUAUUUUAAAAUCACAGUUUGUGGAUAUGUUUUUUCAUUAAUUUGUGUACCAUUAUUAUCUUCAUUAUCAUCCUUCACAGCAGUAAGAUCAUUGACUUCAACUUUGAACCAUAAACGAGUCCACAAAGCCAUGCUUUUCAUUUCGUCAUCUUUGUUUAAGAAAUGCUGCCAUUUUGAUGUUUUAUUUGAUUCAAAGUUAAAAGGAAUGCGUAAUGCAGAUUCAUCUAAUAGUGUAAUAAAUCCUUCAGUAAUCUUGCACUCUGAUGGUAAUUUCAAUGGCUUUAUUAACAAAUUUUCCUGACUUUUAGACAACAUACUAUUAUUUAAGUCUGAUUGAACGUGUCUGUGAACAUAGUUCUCACCAUCUUCAAGUAUCUGCAUACCUAUAUGAGCAACUUUUGGUUCACAAGUUGGUACAGCAGAAUUUGGAAUACUUGUACUACCUUUGAACUUAUAAACAUAAUUUAAUGUAAACUGCUGGCAAUCCACUUUGUUGCUAGAAAACACAAAGAAGGCGAGUUUACCGUACAUUGUAUUCCGUACUGCUGAUGAUAUCGCAGGUGAUUCUGUUGGAUAGAGUCCAUAUAACUCUACAGUUAUUUUCCGCUCACUAUUUUCCAAACCAUCAAUUAUAAUAGGGGUGCCUUCAGUAUCAGGACAUAUGCGGCCAGAACUAUCAAUUUCUUUGUUAAUAAACUCUACAUAUUCAUUAUAGGGAAUGUUAUUAUUUAAAAUGAACCGAUUAAUUGACUGAUUCAAUGUAUCAAUAGGUCGGGUAGCUAUUGUUAUAGGUGGUCGAUACACUGUACCUGCCGCUCGAAUAACACACACAAAAUACCUAAUUUCCUGAGGCCAUUUAAUCAAAGUUUUUGUUCGAAGAUCAGCUUUGUUCUUAAUAGAAUAAUUUUCCCUAAUCAUUGCAGUCAAUAAAGGAAUACGUAGACUGUAAAUAACAAGUCUUUUGCCAUUUCCAGGGGGGCAAGAGCGAUAUCUUCCAGCUAUGCCUUCGGAGGAUAGAUUAUAUUCAUUAUGUAGCUUUUUGAUCUCUAACAUUGCAUCUGUUCGCUUUAAAUUUGCAAUCAGUAAAAGACCCUCAGCAUCCAAAUGCUCAUCUGAAUAUUCAUUAUGCCUAAGAUACUGGUAGUUUUCUUCUCUAUACGCAUCAACUAUUCUCAGUGUUUGGGUAGCUCGUCUUAUUAUGUUAUUUUGCUCUUUAAUUACAGUAUCCAACAUUGCUACACGUUCUGCUAAGGUUACCAUUUUCUCAUCAAUAUAAUUAUUUUUCGAGGAUUUUUCUUUUCCAUAUUGUUCCUUAGUUUUCAUUCUGUUAUUAGCUAGUCUGAGUUGUUGCUGCUUACGAUACAAGUUAAUUGUUUUUAAAAGCCGUGAUUGGGUAAAUGUGUGCGUAUGAAGUAUUUUUUUGAAGUCUUGCGACUUUUUAGAAUUAAAAAAGUCAUUACAUACCAGUGGUUGAUAGAAUGUAAAACUGUUGGAAGCUUGAGAAAACGGUCCAUUAGGAUCUAAUGGCAAUGAUGAUGUUUCUGGAGUUGAGCUUUCUUUCUUAAUGGCUACCGUAAAACUGUCUACCAGUGACUUCACAAUUGUAUCUGUAAUAGAUUCCAUUGAAAUAUUGCAGGGAUUACUGGGGACUAAUACUCUAUCAUCAUCAAACACCUCAUCUAAUUCGGUCCAUGUAUUAUACCAUUUCUUUUUUAACAGUACAGUUUUUAUGCCUGAUGAAUUCCAACUACCAUAAUUUGCUGAGUUUGUACUACCAGAAUAUUCUUUAGAGAACGAUUUCAUUGUUGAAGAUCUAUAUUUAAAAAAACUUUGAGGAUUAUUAUCUUUAUUAGUAACUGGUAGUGACUGAUGUUGAUGCGUAAAUAAUAAUUUAUUUUUAUACUUUUUUUGUGGCGAUGUUAAUAGUGGUGAUAGCUGUAAUUCAUCUAAUUGAUUUGGUAUGUCAUAUGCUGCUAUUGGCUCAUUUGAUGCUGAUUCUUCUAACUGUCUUAAUAGUACAGUUGUAUUGGCAGUGGUUAGCGGUUGAGACUCGAAUGUCAUUUUUAACAUACUCGGUGAAAACUGUUUAGGUUUAUCACUCAUAGUAUGUCUGCGCGCUACAGACUAUUAUAGCUACCUAGUUUAAACAUAAAUAAAAUCAAUAAUCAUAGAAUACAAAUUGUUCUAGUCAAUAACUAGGUACCCAGUAAUAUAAAUUAUUAUUGUCACGCCAUUAUGAUAAUAUUAUCAUUAUAAUAGUUAUCAUCAGUGAUAUUAGUGGAUGCCAUCGCUCUACAUUUUUAAUUCCUUUACUUAUUUUGACCAGAAUCCCUAGACUCUCCUAAGACUUGUGUUUUAAAAUUAAGUAGAUACAUAUUACACAUUAGCAAAUCGGUUAUGAAAAUUAUUUUUGUUUUUUUUUUUAAUUUUAAUUGUUAUUGUACUAAGAUUAUAUUACUUUUAUCUUAGAGGAAAUUUUAAAGUUUUUUCAGUAAAAAUAUUGUAUUCAUGCUUAAAAAGUUUUGUUAUCAAAUAAUAUGUUAUCACACCAUCCUCAAAUGUUUUAUUAAAAUACUAGUUGUAUCGCCACCUGCCGUUGCCUGUUUCAAUUUUUUAUUUAUAAUAAUAAUUAAUAAUUGGAACCUUCAUUUCCAUCCCCACCUCAUACAGUGCCGUCCUGUCCGGCUUCACCCCAUUUUGUAUCGUUUCAUACUCUCUAUUAAUCGUUGUUGCCCUUUUUCUUUUGUGCUAGAAACAUAUAACUACAGAUCACUCGUUUUUUUCGGAGACAUAAGGCAUAACAACACAAAUAUAGCAUUAAAAUAUGUCGAUUAAAGGAAUGUAGCAUUCGUGCCAAAUUUGUAUUUAUAACAAUAUUAAUAGCAGUUUAUUUUGUUUAUGUUUAUUACCUAGGUAAUCAAAUAAUUAAAAUAAUAAAAAAAUAAUUAGAUUUUUGGAUUUUUGUACUAAAAAAAAACUCUAAAACAAAAUUUCAGGGGUAAAGUGGUUGAAUAUUAAAACUCUCCUAUAGCCUAUUAUUAUCUUCCCAGGAAAAUUCUGAACAUUUUACAAAAAAUUGCAUUAAAAUUGCUCCAAUAGUUAUAGGAUUUAUAAAGGACAUACUUACAGACAGACAUUCAUUACUAUAGGUAUAUAUAUCGGAUAGGUUCAUAAUUAGCCUUAUAAAAGAAAUAAUAGUUUUUAUUUUAUUACAAUUUUAAUAAAAUAUUUUUUUGUUUUUUUUCCUAGCAAAUUUAAAAACAUGUUAUUUCUUGUUCAAUAUGAUAGGUAAUGGUUUGCUGCAUAAAUUAAUAGUGUUGAAUUAGUGUAUUAACUAUAAUAAUAAAAAAUUAAUACUUUAUAUUUUUUUAAACAAAUAUUAUAAGUAGAAGAAUAAAAAUCUAAACAUUUGUGUUAAAAUGGUUUUAUGUAAUUUAUAGGUACUUCCAUUUAGAAUGAACGUGGUAAAAUAAUUGUUACACUUAUAAAAAGGUGCUAAUAGAAUUAGUAUUAAGGAAAUAAAGACAAGACUAUUUUGCAAUGGAGACUAGGUAUUUUUGACUUGGACAUGAAUAUUGAAAAAAUAUUGGGGGCAAUUCUGUGUUCUUAUUUGCGUCUUAGCUAACCUAUGUUAUGAUAUGAGGAAAUGUAAGGCAUUUUGUGUCACUUCGAUUACUGCCUAUCAUACAGGUUUAUACCCAAGUUACAUACUCGUACAAUAAUAUUCCAACACGUAAUUAGCAGGUAGGUACCGUGAUGGAGAACAGCCGCGGUCAAAAUGACGAUCGCAAAUAAACGAUACGGGUAGAGCGGUAUUUUCAUGAAAACGGAAAAUCCGAUUGGAGAGAUAACGCGGACCGUGUGUAAAACCACUAUAAAAACCAGACAAUAGUAUCUAUAUCACGGGCGACUAAAUAAUUUAUCAUACAUCACGACGCCUAAAGAAAUCGUAUAGAACCACGGCGUCCAUUUUAAUUAAAUUAUAAUUUGGUAUUGUCGAGUAAGUACUUACCGUUUUCGACUUUUGCGGAUGACGUCGACGCUUAAUUUGAGAAACGAUUAUUGCCGCGACACUCACAAUUCAUAGAUUGUCAUAACCGUAGACUCGAUAAAAGAUAGUAUGGACUACUGGACUACUGGACUACUGGAAUGAACAUCUGAACAUGACCAAACAAAAUUCAAAAACUAUUUAGCUUGUCGGUUAUCGAUCGUCAGCUCUAUACGAUAUGACACACUCUAGCGGAGAACAUAUUAAAUAUAUUAUACUAACUAAUCAAUACCUUAAUUAUUACUAUCAGAGAGCAGCUAUUUUUCUGUAAAUCACCACUUCGUGUAUAUAGCACGGGAAACGGUCAAUUGGUCCUCGCGAUAAAAUGUUGAAUGUGAACAAUCGGUGCCCUUCAUAAUUUUAUACGGACAAUAUGAGUCCCGAGGAAAUUUUGUUUUCACGCUUUUAGAUUACUUCUAUGAACACAUGAUACACUACCACACCCAUAGAUGAUAAUACAAUUCAGAUUGAUGGUAAAUUAAAUCGUUAUCAAAAUAUGUCGUCAUAUGGGGCAAUAUGGUAGUUAAUAUAAUUUUUAUAAAACAGAGUUGUGAUUUAUAUGGAUCUACGUCAAUUGGUCCCCACGAAAAAACGUUGUAUGCGAACAAUCGCCCCUCGUCAUAAUUUUAUACACCGGCAAUUUAUUUAUCCCUGGGAAAUAUUUUUUUUAGAUUUCAAAGAUUUUAACCUAAAAUCGUCUCUAACAUCUGUUUAGUUGUUAUCAUUUUUGGCGGGAAAAAUUCAAGUGAAUUAAAAAAUUAUGUUCUUCCAUUCGACCAAAACCGGUCUUAUUUUGUGUAAAAUCAACAUCUACUUCCACCUUGAAUUAAUGCUAAUAUUUAAUUGCUCUAGUACAAAUUUAUUCGUAAAUUCGAUUACUGAUAACACUAUCACAAUCGAGAAAUAAAAAAUAUCCCGAAGUGAAAAUAUUUUUUCUUGUGUUUUUCAUAUUAAUAUUUUAAAUAGCUAUAACUAAUAAUAACUAGUAAGUUAAUAAGUUAUUAAUAAUUAAUAACUUAUUACCUACAAAUUAAUUUUUGAUAUACAUAAUAAAAUCUGAUGAUAUUAAUAACACUAUCAUGCAUGGCCUGUCAUCUAAAAAAUUAAAAACUAUAAGUGAUAAAUUCAGUAAUUCGGAAUGAAUUAACAAGUUUCACCAGAACUUUAAACACACAAUUAACUACAACUGUCAAUUAGUAUAUUCUAUACAUAGUUAAGUAUAAACGACAAAAAUAUGCUUGUCGCAUAUUUGUUUAAUUACAAAUGUAUUAUUAUUAAACUAUUCAUCACGCGUGUUUACUAACUAAAACAACAAACUAUAUAGUAACCAAUUAUUAGAAAACCCUUUUACUAACUCGAAAUGAACAGUUAUAAAAUUCACCAAACAGUUUACUCACAUGCAAAACUGUUGAAAUCGGUGAACUCAUACACAUAAUAGAUAAGGUUAGCAUGUUUGUGGCUGAAUAGUAACCAGAUUACUCAAAAUUGCAUUACAAUAACAGACCUAUUAUUAUAAGUAAUAUCUAAUUGCAUAGGUGCAUAAGAUGUUAUAUCUAUAUAGGUACCUAUAGUAAUUCAAUUCUAAUAAUUACUUAUUAUUGAUCGUGUUAAUUAGUAGGAAUUUGUUAUGGGGAGGGACAUUGAUAAUGUAUUAUAAAUGUCCCGUAUAACUACAAUUGAUAAUUAAGGUACCUAUUUUUUAAUAACUAAACAAUUACUCCACAGUCACAGUAGGUACAACACAAUAUAUAAUGUUGAUGAAUUUGAUUUCAGGAGUUCCAAUAGAAAAUCCAUCACGAAUCUUACAAUGGACUACCCACAACAUGUCUGUAUGGGACGACAUAAUAUUGUUGAGCAAAGAUACCGCAGAUCAUCAGCCAUUGCUUAUGAUCAACCAAACUGGUGUUUACACUGCUCCAGACAUUGAAAAAAUGGAAAACCAGACAUUAAAAGAGUUCCAAAUUUUAAAAGUAAUUCGUAGCAAUAAAAUUAAUACUAGAUUAUAAUGUUUAGGUUAGUUCAAUACAAAUUUUUGAUUAAAGCUCAUCUUUUAAAAUUAACAGACAUGCAAAUUUAUCUACAUAUUUUCAAUAAAUAUAUAAAUGAAUAAUUUAUAUGUAGAAAGUAAAAAAUAAAUAAAUGUGUUAAAUAACAUGAACCCACAGAUUAUAGAAUAUCAUCCUUACCACAUACCUUCCACAUCUCCCUAUAUUCAUUACAAUUGCUUCUCCAACUCCACAUAAUAUAUCCGUAUACCUCCUCUAAAAACUUGUACAGCUAUUUUCUCUUUUGAAUUCUUACCUCUUGAGAAAAAGUUCUAUAUAGGUACCUAUCUACUUCAACUUAAACACUUCAACUCAAUUAGCAGAUUGACUAUCUCACAACCGUCUCUCAAUAUCACAAUUUACUUCCUGUCAUACAUUUCAUCUAAAAUAUAUUGUACGCAGGUUUGUGGAAAAUAAUUGUGGUUUUUACAGAUGAACUACACUAAAUAUUUAUAUGAAGUCGAUGGAAAGACAAUGACCAACAAAGAAGAAGGUCGGGCUUCUCGGGCCGGAUUACCCCGUUUCGUGGAUAAAGCGCUGCAAUUGCUCAAUUUGAACCAGGUAGUGGGUGAGGUGGAGACAAGCGUCAUGUCUAAAAUGUCAUGUACUGCAUGCAGAGCAGGAGCUGGUCUACUGCAACACUACAUAAAAAAUGGCAAAACUCAAGACGACAUCGCAAAAAUUACUUACCAGUUCUGCACUAGUUUCAAAUUGCAGACACCACGAGUUUGCGAGGGCAUUACUGAAAUGUUUAGCGUGAGUGUUAUUAUUAACAUAUUAUUGCCAUACAAAUGUAUUAUACCACCGAUUUGUUUAGGGCGAAGUGGUUUACGUUCUACAGAGAGUUACCAUAGGACCAGAAGAAAUCUGCAGUUUCGUCAUUGGCGACGUUUGUGGAGAUGUAUACAACCCAACACACGAGUGGGAUGUAGUUUUUCCUCCGGUUCCCAAACCUACUCCAAUCGAAAUUAAAAUUCUAAAAGUAAUUUCUAUUAUUAUAAUUGCACAAUGUAGGUAUAUAUCCUAAUUGCACACCAAAGUUCAUAUAAAUGAUCCAUUAUAACAAAAUACCUUUCCCUUUUUUCAAGAUGACAAAUUGCCAUCCAAUUUUUUUACUUAACCCCAAGCAUAAGAAAUAUUCAUACCAAAUAAGUUUAAAUGUGAGAAUUAGCUAUAAAAUUAUCAAAUUGUAAAACAUUUCAAAUAUAGACAAUUUUUAUCGGAUAGAGUUAAAAUUUCUAAUACCUAACAAUAAAAUUUAUUCAUACAUUUUAUACCCCAUUCUAACCAAACUUAUUUUAAUAUUUGAUUUGUUUUCAAUCAAUUAAUAUUAUGCAGAAAAACUUCUAUUGCAAACUACUAAACUUGUUUUUUAUAAAAAAAAAAAAGUUAUUGUAAAACUAAAUAGUAGUUAUUACCUGUUUAAAAUUUCUAAUACUGUAAAAGUACUUUUAACAUCCUUUGAGCAUCUUUAUUUGGAAACUAGUAGUCUUACAAAUAUAAUACAUGAUAGAUUUAUAAAUAAUAAAUACUAUAUAAGUGAAAUUAAUAAAAUUAUAAAAUAUUUCAGGAACCAGUUCCUCAGUUCAAAGUUCUUCAUUUGUCUGAUACCCAUUUUGAUCCUUAUUACGAAGAAGGGACAAAUGCAGAUUGUAAUGAACCUUUAUGCUGUCGUUUAACCAAUGGGCCAGCACUUAGUCUGCAAAGCCGCGCAGGCAGAUGGGGAGACUAUAGAAAAUGUGAUACUCCCAAACGUACUAUUGACAAUAUGCUUCAACAUAUUGUCACCACGCACACAGUAAACAUCUAUUCAACAUAAAAAAAAUAAUACAUGCUAUAUAUUAAAUACUACUAAUGUUUCAUUAAAGGACAUUGAUUACAUUAUAUGGACCGGUGAUCUACCGGCGCAUGAUAUUUGGAACCAGACCAAAGAAGAAAAUCUAAGCAUUUUAAAGGAAACUGUUGGACAGUUGCUAAAAAUGUUUCCAGGAAUUCCCAUAUUUCCAGCACUUGGCAAUCAUGAAGCAGUACCAGUGAACAGGUACCUGCUACUACUUAUAUGCAGAGCUCUGGACUUUUAGCACUUAAAAUCCAUAAAAAAAGACUGAAAAAAAUGAUAUAGGGGUAAAUAAGUUUAAUGAUUCUAACUUAUUAAAUACAACUAUCUAAUACUACAAAAAUGAUUCAAUACUAUUUUUUUUUAAUAAAACUACAUUAUAAAUAAAAUUAUUUUGUCCAAAAUUAUUCUAUAACAUAUUUUGUAUUGUUAAAAAAUUUCAUUUUUUAAAAUUAAAGCCAUUAGGACUUUCUUUAUCACUCCAAUGGUUUUUUUAAAAAUAUAUUUUAUUUUGUGGAUUUUAAUAAGUAAAAGUCUCAAGUCUUGUUCAUUUAUUUUGUUUGCCUAGUGUUUAAUAUAAUUACCCGUAUUAAUAUAAACUGUAUAUAAAAAAAUAAUUGUAUAGUUUUCCUCCGGCAUCUGUUACCAAACCAGAGUACGCCAUUGACUGGUUGUACAGCGAAUUGGACACACAAUGGCGACGAUGGUUACCAGGUUCUGUAAGCAGAACCAUCAAACGUGGGGCGUUUUACAGCGUAUUGGUCCGCCCUGGAUUUCGCAUAAUAUCGUUAAACAUGAAUUACUGUAAUAAUAAAAAUUGGUGGUUAUUAAUGAACAGUACUGAUCCGGUCAAAGAACUUCAGUGGUUUAUAUAUGAAUUGCAAAACGCAGAAUUCAAUGGGGAAAAAGUCCACGUGUUAGGCCACAUACCGCCAGGACACCCAGAUUGUUUAAAAGUCUGGAGUCGAAACUAUUAUGCCAUAAUCUCUAGGUGAGUUUCUGAAACAAUACCCAUAAUAUAUACAUUAGGUAACCUACCUAAUACUGUUUAUAUUUAAUAAUAUUUUCACGAGAAUUUAGAUUAAUAAUAUGUAAUAAAUACUUAGUACUGCAAAGGUUAAUGGACUAGCAUAUAUUAUAAUCAAUAAUUUAAACCAAACAAAAUUGUAUAACAAAAAUAUAAGACUAUAAUAAAAAAAAAUCUUAUGAAAAAUCAAUAGCUAAAAAUAAAUCAAAACAUUACUUAAAAUUUUGUACUAUUUUUAAAAAUAUUAUCUAAUAUAUAUGUACAUCACAGUCACAAAAAUUGUAUAGAAGUUCAAUUAUUUUAAUGCCUAUAUUACUUUAUACAUUCAAACUAACUUAGUACCAAAAUUAACUAAAAAGAAGUAAAUAAAGAUAACAGGGUUUUCACCAAUGUGGUGUACUUAAAAUAACUGAUAGUGAUUAAAAUUUAUAAAAAAAUGUAUAAUUUAAAUUACUUAAAUACAUCAAUAAAACAAGUUCCAUAAACUUAAUUUAUAAAUAUGUUAUAAUUUUGCAUAUGAUGCAUUAUAUAUUUUAUAUUGGACAUAACCAUGUAAUUGUAAUAAGAUGAAAACAUACAAAUUUUAAAAUGAAGGUAGAAUUAAUAGAUAUUUUAUAAUUAUUAAAUCACAAGUAGGUACAAUGUACCAACCAAAGAAUUUAUUAUUUUUAAUUUUGAGAAAAUUUAAAUAAUGGAUUGAAAAAUACAAAUUUCUAUAGAAAUUUCUUAUUAAUUCUUGAUAACAUAAUGUAUUCACAAAACAUAUUUGGUUGACCAACCAGCAUUUAUAAAUAUGUUUACAAUUAAGAUUUAAGAUAUUUAUUAACUCACAUAACUAGAAUAUAAUUAAGUUGUCUUUAUUUAAAAAAAAAAAUAUAUAUCACUUCUUGUAUAAUAAAUUUCAAAAUAUUAGGAAAAAAUUAUUAAAAAGUUCAAAAAAUGUAUGACACAUUCAAAAUGAAAAAAAUUACAUUUAGUGACUUAAAAAGAUAAAGAGGGGACUUUAAGUGACAUAUAGUUUAAUGUAACAAAUAUUUCUAAGUUAUUCUUAAAUAAAUUGUUUUUAAUGUUUUUGAUUAAAAUAAAUAAUAAUUAAAUACUUUGCUGAAUAACCUAAAUUUCAAACACUUAAAAAUAUUAAUAUAAUUAUAGUAUUUAAUUCAAAAUUAAUCUAUACUAUUAACAAGUAUUUACUUUAACAGAUAUGAAAGUACAAUAACUGCUCAAUUUUUCGGCCACACUCAUUUCGAUGAAUUUGAAUUGUUCUACGAUACACAAGAUAUUGGCAGACCUGUCAGCAUUGCAUACAUUGGUCCUUCUGUCACUCCAUAUUAUGAUCUUAAUCCUGGUUACAGAAUAUAUUACGUGGAUGGUGAUAGAGAACAUUCAUCAAGGGUAAUACAGAUUGAACUAUAUUACUAAGUGAGCAGUGAACAUAGUUAAUAAUAAUUACCUAUCUUGAAGGCUGUGCUAGACCAUGAAACUUGGGUAAUGAAUUUAAAAGAAGCCAAUUUGUACGAUUAUCCAAUCUGGCAAAAAUUAUACUCCACACAAGCAGCUUACAAUUUGCAGUCUUUAAGACCAGAAGACUGGGACGUGUUCAUCAAUAAUUUGGCUGAAGAUCAAACAACAUUUGAUCUAUAUUACAAGUAAAAUCUAAAAAUACUUUAAUCAAAAAAUAAAAAUAACAAUUCAUGUACCACUUUUAUAGGCAUUAUUGGAAAAACUCACCAACAAGACCAGUAUGUGACGCAGAGUGUAAAAAACGUAUGAUAUGUGAUCUUCGCUCAGGACGUUCACAUGACCGUAAAAUUCUAUGUCAAGAAAUCGAGUCUCGUAUCGAUGCCGGUUCCCGAGUUAGUUGGGGCGCUUGGCUAUACAAUGGGUUCACUGCAUCGUAUGUUUCAUUAUUAUCUUUCAAAUAUUAUUGGGUGCCUGUAAUAGUGCCUUACAUAUCAGUCAACAAAACUCAAGACUUUACUUUCCAACUAAUGCUAUACUAACUGAUAUGCAAAUUCACGCUUUUUUAAUUAUUCAAAAACAAAAAUAUAAAAAUAAUAUUUAUCUUUUCACGUCUUUUUCAAAGAAAUGCAACUGGUGAAGGUCAAAUAUAACUAUCACUAUAUAUGUGCAUCUACAGCAAUCUUCUAUUUAUUGGUGAGUGGGUAUAUUCUAAAUUAUAGCACAUUGAGUUAUUUAUUAGAAAAUAAUCAAGACAAAAUAGAAAAAAAAAAUUCUAAUUACAGUAACUAUUAGUUCAAACACUAAUUAUUAUAAGUUGUUUUGUAUAAUAAGUAUAAUUUUAGAAACUUAUAAAUUUACACCAUAAUUACAUAAUUACAAGUUGAUAAGUUUUUAUUAUUUAAACAAAAUGGUGUUUCUCAACUCGGGGGAACACAGACCUCUAGAAGUCCGUGAGAAAAUAUUAGGGAGUUUGCAAAGAAAUUUAAAAUUUGUUGUAUUUGAUUGAAUUGGCUUGUUAUUUGUGACAUUUGAGAGUCCAUUAAGACGCAGUGGUGACAGGUCAAGGUGUACAUGAAUGAAAAAAAUAUUGAAAAAUACCGGGCUAGAAAAAUACAUGAAUUUAGGAAUUAAAAUGUUGAAAAUAAUAUUUUAAUAAAUUUUAUUUAAAAAAUAACAUUAACAAUAUUUUACAUUUGUACUAUUAUUGUAAUAGUAGGUAAAUUAAUUAAUAAAAUAUUUGAAUACAAAAAAUGAGUUCUAAUUUGUCUUACAAUAAUUACAAUAUUGUAAAAAAUAUUUCAAUUAUACAGCUGAACAUUGUUAUUCACAAUUAUUUAAUAAGAAUAAAAAUAAAAAAUUAUACAAUUCAGUGAUUCUGAAACUAAUUGUAUUUGACUGUUACUUAAUGUUCUAUUGAUUUUCUACAUUAUAGUAUAAUAUGAACCACCUAUACAAUUAAAACACUUCUAUUAUGAAUAAAACAGUAGGUGGUGUGUAAUGUAAAAGAAAAUAACAAUACUACACAAUAAGCAACAGCCAUUAACUUACUAUAUUACUUUAAUUAUUUUAAUAUUAAUUAAAAUAUUCUAUUGUUAAUAGGAUGUCCGUAAUCAUGUCCAUACCUCACUACACGUACCAGAUACCUAAAUACCUACUAGGAUACACCAGGUGAGCAAAAUUGUGAAGCAAUGUGAAACACACAAAAUGUAGUAAUGGCCACUCAGUCAUUGAACAGAACUAAUAAGUUGGGCGAGUAAACAUUUAUUCUGAAACAUUUCCUCAUUACAGCAAUCAAACGAAAUGAUGUGAUUAGAAGUAGGUUCAUUUUUAUACUUGGAGAAUAAUCAAAUAUAUGCAAGGCUACAGCCCAGGAUAUGAAUAUAAAUAUAAUUAUACACAACUAUACACACAAAAAUGUGUAUAUGCAAACAUGUGUUACGCACAACUAUUAAUGUAUACUUUUUUUAUUUAUUUAUUUUUAGGCACUUAAGUCCGUUGAUGGAUAAUAUUUAUUAUGUACAGUAAUCUAAAUUAGGAAAAUUAAAUUAUUAAAUUGUAAAUAAAUAGACAAAGUAUCUAAAUAUUAUUAUUAUUUUACUUUUUUUUAGGAGUUUAAUGGAAUUAUUGACUUCUAUAUAGUGAGCCAAAGAGAGUAUUAAAUUCAAAACGAACAAGUAUUUAAUUUAAGUUCAAUGUUUAAGUCUUUUAUUUACGCUUAAAUUAAUAUACCACUGGGUAUCAAGUUCCUAAUUAAUGUUAUUUUCUAUGAAUACAUUAAAACUUAAGUAAAACAACUUGUUACAAAUAAAAUAAUUUCAAGUAAAUUAAUUUUUUUUUUUUUAAAAAAAUUAAUGCUUUUUAAUUUUUUUUAAAAACAUUCGUAUUAUUUAGUGUAUACUUAAACUAAUAUGUUAAAAAAAUAUAUUCAAGAAAUCUUAAUAAAAUUAUUUAUAAAUUAUGUUUAAUGAACAAAUUACUAAGUACUAUACAAAUGAAACACAGUAUAAACAAAUUUGAGCAAAGGAAUGUUUUUACUUAAUUUAAUAUAAUUCAUCAUAUUUAUAAAAUAAUAUAAAAAUGUGUAUAAUAUUCACAUCGAUUAUCAGAACAUAAUUUAAGUAAAUCUUACCAAUAUUAUUUAAUGAACACUGACAUCACAAAAACUUAAAAUUAAAUAAAAUGAGAUUCAAUUGAUUAAGAUAAACAAUGUCAUGAAAAUUAAAUUAAUUUUACCCGUAAAGUUGUAAAAUAUUGAAAAUAUUACAAGGAACAUCCACUUCGGCUUUGCCUUUUUUAUUUAAAUAAAAAAUUAAAAACGUUAAAAAAAAAAAUCACAAAUAAAACAUGACUAUAUAAUGGUUAAAAAUGUAUAAAAAUUAAGUAGAAUUGUUGUUUUUAAAUGUGUUAAAAAAAUAAAUAAAUAGAAACCAAGUACUUAAACAUACAUUAGAGAGCGAUAUUAUAAGUAAAUGUAAAAUUAUAUUAGUUUUAACAUUUAGACUUUUAGGAGUUUUAAUGUUGUUGAUAAUACAAUUUUUUUAUUACUUAAGUAUUUUUAAUUUAAUUUUUAGUUUUGGACCUAUCAGGUUUUUUUAACUUUAUAAUUUAAUUUAAAUUAUGUGAUCAUUUAAUUUAUUUCACAUAAUUAAUAUUUUCUUUUUUAAAGUCGAUAUAAUAAUCAAAAUUUUUUGCUCAAUAGUAAUCUAUGUUAAUAACCUUCGCAAAUUCCUUUUCCUUUUGGAUAAACUAGUUACCAAUGGGCGGCGAUUAUAUGAUGAAAUUGAUAAUAUUGGCAUGGACAAACAUUUAUGUUCAAAAUUGUUGGCAUAUUCACACAUACAUUUUGUGCAGAAUAUGAAUUUACAAUGAAUUCCUUUACAUUCAGCACGGGUUGAUAGAGAGGGUGACCAUGAUGCAGGUCUUGUACACCGUGGACAUUUAACCAAUUGUUGAUCUGAACUCAAUUUUUUUGCUUCCU